Molecule: messenger RNA, 1237 nt
Organism: Wyeomyia smithii (pitcher-plant mosquito)
Lineage: Eukaryota; Metazoa; Arthropoda; Insecta; Diptera; Culicidae
Product: trypsin alpha-3-like
Exons: 1
Coding region: 78-971 (297 amino acids)
Biological process (GO): proteolysis
Molecular function (GO): serine-type endopeptidase activity
Source: RefSeq, a predicted model, not a curated record
ACCAUGCACAGCAGUUAAAUAACCCAUUGAGCAACUGAUAGGGUUAGUAUUUCCUGACCAUCGCUCCUAUUAAAAACAUGCUGCGCUGUAAUCGUUUGCUGCUCCUGUCGGCGGCAGCAAGUUUCUUGAGUUGCCUGUUGCUGGGGACGCCACUGGCUGCUUCAGGUUACGAAUCUCGUAUCGUAGGCGGUGAAAAUGCAACUGCAACUGGCGCCCCGUACACCGUGGCAAUUCGUUCGACGGCGAACAGCUUUCUGUGCAAUGGAAUACUGAUUUCUAAUCGUGAUGUUCUAACAGCAGCCCAGUGCGUUUAUAAUGGAAGCACCGUAAGAAAGGCAUCGGAGUUCCAAGUGGUGCUAGGAACUCUGAUCAAUUCGAAUACUACCACGAAUGCAACGGUUCGAUCGGUUUGGAGAGUGUCGCCUCAUGAAAGUUUCAAUACCACAACGCGCAUCAACGAUUUGGCAGUGUUGCGAUUAAAUGAGAAUGUGACAAGCAUAAAUACCGUUGGGUUUGGUGCCACAACACCGGCGGUGAAUCGCAGCUGCGAUUUGUUCGGAUGGGGAGCCAACACAACAACCGGUUCACCAGCGGUAACUCUUCAACGUAUCAAACUGCAAGUGCAAACGAGCAGCUCGGCACAUUGCCUACGGACAACGGGAGGAACUGCUCUUGCUAGUGGAAUGUUCUGUGCAGGAGACUUGCUUGCCGGACGUGGUGCCUGCACAGGUGAUCUUGGAGCACCUUUGUUAUGCGAUGGAACUCUGUACGGCGUACUGUCGCUUGUGGGUGGCUGCGGUGCAGUAAACGAAACUUCAGUAUUUACUGAUACCACAAAGUAUAUAACUUGGAUCAUCAGUAAGGUGCAGCUUGCCGUCACCAAACCAUCCGGAGGUGGAGCAGCGCAAGUUGUUCUUAACAUCGGCGUCUUAGUACUGUCAGUAGUGUGUUCAAUUAUGAUGGCGAAAUAAAAUGCCGCAAAAUACGAAUUUGGGUUGCAUAUGUUGCUUAUCGAUACUGACCGUGACGAUAAGUAGAUAAGGGUUUGCUUUUCAUCUUUGACGAUUAGAUUGGUCUGUUAUUUUUAAGAAGUGAACUGAAACUGAAUAAGUAGAACAUUGAUUGAUUGAUUGGAUGUGGAGAAAAAAUUGAAGCAAGUACCGGCUUAAAACAAAAAAGUUAUCGCUGCUCUUGAUAACUCAGUUUGAGGACUAACUAAAUAUAGAGUUUAUAAUUA